ACAGUGUCGGCCCCCGCUUUUUCAACAUUUUUACGAACUUGACGAACACUCUGUCUCAUCUUCUCCGUGGUUCCGCUAUUCCACUCUCGAUGUCCGUCUCGCCACAGCUGACCCCGCAGGCACCGCCGCUGUCGAGGUCUCCCCAGUUGCUCGCCGCACCCGCUCCUGCGGCCCCAUCCUUGAGCCAUGCGACCGCCUCACCAAACGAUUCCCCUGCCCAGCUCGCUUCCCUGCUGAGCAACAGCCUCCAAGAGACCGAAAACUUGAAGCGGGAGCUCAAGGACACGCGACGUCGCGCAGAGAAAGCCGAACGUGUGCUUUCCAGCUACCAGAAGCAGUCCCCCGUGACGACAGAAGCUCCCGCCGAAAAUCAAGACGAGAGCUCGUACAUUGCCGAGCUUGAAGCUCGUGCGGCCCGCCUACUGGCCGAGAAAGAGGAGCUAGAGGCACGUCUGUCGCGUUUGCAGGAGAAUUGGGUCGACUGCGAGCAGUAUCUCGUCGAGGCCGAGUCAGCGGCCGCAAAUGCACGCGUCUCUUUCACGAAUAUCAUGGUCUCGCGCGGCGGCAUAUUAGUGUCCAAGAACGGUCCACCACCGUACGCCGUUGCAUUCCCCCACAGCAAACAAGCGCUGUCGGUGCGCACUUCGGUGCACUCUAGUCGAUCUAGUCAUCCUUUAUCUGCCCAGCAGACGUCAUCGCUUCCUCCGGCCUCUUCCCGUGUUCGCCCCCGCGCAGGCAGUCUCGACGGCUCCGCAUAUGCUUUGACCGGUCCUGGUGGUCCGCCGCCGGCGAAGCGUGCGCGCAAUGACCGUGACCAUGAAAUGGGCCGAUACUCGCCAAAUGGCCAGGCCGAGCACUCGCCUUCGCUCCAGCAUCCAUUGCCCGCGGAUUCACCCUACGUCCACGCCCACCCAAGCUAUCAUCGCGGCCGUGACGGCGAACCUGUUAUCCGCUAUACUGACGUUCAAGGCCAGUCUUCGCGUCACCCGCAUCGCGGUCGUCGCGAACACCGUGACGCGUCGCGGUCGCGGUCGCGGUCCCGCAGCCGCUCGAGUAUUGACGAGAUGAUCCUCGAGGCGACAACUGGCGAGGACGUGGAUGCAAAUGGAAACCCUAUCUCUCGUGCCCCUGGACAACAACACUUAUCGCCCAACGCACACUUGCACUCUCGUCGUCACCGCUCCCUGUCUAACGAACGGGAGUAUCUGGCCAUCCCGCAACACCACUCGCGCUCUCGUGGCUCAUCGCACCACUCGCUGCACCCGUCCAUGUCAGGUUCAACGAUUCUCCCGGGUGGCGUGCCGCAAGGUCCUGGCGUCCCCGGGAAUGCCGUCAGCCAUCAUAAUACUAUCCAGACGCAUAUAUUUGCGCCGCCUGUCACCGGUGCUCCUGUGAAGAAGACCUCCACUGCAGGUCAAAUUGCCGGCGCCACGACGAUCGCGAGCGGCGGCUAUCCCCCGACCAAUGCCGCUGGUCAACGUAUCUGCCGCCAGUGCGGUCAACCUGGACGCUACAAGGACGGCAAGUGUGUCGAGAAGUGGGGUCCAGGACCAGAAGGCCCCGGUACCGUGUGCGACAGGUGCCGCAAGAAAAUGAAGCGGGUUGAACGCCGUGGUACACUCGAUGCGCAGCAGCUAGCUGCAAACCAUGGUCCCGCCGCCGUACACCCCUCUGCGGCUGCGUCGCUACACCCGCCUACCAACGGUCGAAGUAUGCAUCUUUCCUCACAAGAUACAUCGCGGUCGGUUCAUCGGUCGGAUACGCUUCCUGUUCACCAGAUGUCCAGCCGCUCUCUCGGUCUGUCGGGUACGCAAAUCAUCCCGAGUGGUUCGUACGUUUACCAUGAAUCGCGGACACGUCCUGGGUCACCGACACAGUCGGUUGAUGCUCACCUACCUCGUUCCGCCCAGCGUUCGCCGCCAACACCGCCACCUAUCUCGACCAUCCCCCCGAGUAGUCAGGAGGCUGAGGAGGCGGCAUACGAGCUAGAGCGAGCGGCAUCGCGAAGCAAGAAGGGCUCUCGUGUGCCAACGCCUCGCGUUGACAGCCCUGAACAGAUGCCUUCGCGACCUGCAACGGCCACCAAUGGCCACACCUCGGCUCCUGCGACGCAAAACGGCGGCUCGCCACGCUCCCCUGCUAAUGCACCCACGCUUGCUCCUAUUGCCCCCGCGUCAGCCCCAGCCAAGAGCAAACCUACGUCCAUGGAGGUUGACCAGGACGCAGAAGGUGACGCCGACGCUGAUGCUGAAGCGGACGCCGACGCUGAGCCCGACGCCGACGCCGACGCUGAUGCCGACGCGGAAGCGGAGCUUCUCGAAGCCGUGGAUGCAGCUGAAGCUAACCACGCGAGUUCCGGGGAAGAGUGGCUCAAGAAGGAGGAUUCAUAACCCCAUACGUGUCCGUCCUUCUGUAUCUCAUCUUAACUGUUUAAAGUGUAUACCGUUCGAUAGACCUUGCUGCCUGUUUCGUUGAUCCUUGCAGUGUUUCUGUUGUAUUUUUUCCCAUUUCUGCAUGUAUGCUAAAUGGUAAACGUUGGGUAAACGAUGAUAUUCGUAUAAAUACAUGACUCUAUUCGGCUCGAGAAUUCAGC
Molecule: messenger RNA, 2593 nt
Organism: Phanerochaete carnosa HHB-10118-sp
Lineage: Eukaryota; Fungi; Basidiomycota; Agaricomycetes; Polyporales; Phanerochaetaceae
Exons: 3
Coding region: 90-2390 (766 amino acids)
Source: RefSeq, a predicted model, not a curated record